This is a messenger RNA of Cryptosporidium ubiquitum, 2562 nucleotides long. RefSeq names its product NLI interacting factor. Bases 1 to 2562 code for a protein of 853 amino acids. NCBI's taxonomy places the organism in Eukaryota, Apicomplexa, Conoidasida, Eucoccidiorida, Cryptosporidiidae. The transcript has 3 exons. Gene Ontology annotation, biological process: mitochondrion organization. Gene Ontology annotation, cellular component: membrane; mitochondrion. The record is from RefSeq and is a predicted model, not a curated record.
AUGAAUUUUAAUACUAAUAUGGUCCCCCUUCCCAUUGCAGAUUGUAGUAUGUAUUCAUCUACAUUACUUAAUGAAAAUGGGGAGUUUAGUCCUGAAAAAUUGCGAAAAGAACUUCUGAGGGCAAAUGAGGCUCUAUUAUCAUCAGGACAGCAAAAACGCGAGAGCAAGCAGAUUAAGAGCCGAUUUGGGGAGAAGCCUCCAGAUUUGGAUGAAAGUGUAAGAAAAGGGUCAAAUUCCUCAACUUCGGGCAGUUUUGCCGACCAAAUUAUUGAUGAAGCGUCUCCUUAUGAGGACGAUUAUGAUCCAUUCUCGGACCCAGUAUGUGUGAGCGAUCAAUUUGUAAGUGGGAGUCCUGUUGGUCAGUUUCCUUUAAGUAGAUUUACAAAUUCCAAGUAUUCCCGCGAGCUAGAUUCUACUGGAGCUAUUAAUUCAGGUAAAUUACAAAAUUCAAAUGCAGUGCUACCUGACGAUGCUCAUUUAGCAAGCACUGUACCGAAGGAUUAUUUGGCACAAAAUAAGUUGGUUGCAAUUCUUGAUCUAGACAAUACACUUCUUCAUGCUUAUAACUCGACCAAAAUUGGUUGUAAUAUUAACCUGGAAGAUUUCAUUAGCUCUUCUGGUGACCCAGAAAUGUAUAAGUUUGUUCUACCACAGGAUUUGAAUACACCUUACUAUUUAAAACUAAGACCUGGUGUAAGAGAAUUUUUGAAUACUAUUGCCCCCUAUUAUAUUAUGGGAAUAUGCACCAAUGCAACCAGAGAAUAUGCCGAUGUCAUUAGGGCAGUUUUAGAUCCUCAGAGAGAUAAGUUUGGUGAUAGAAUCGUUGCUCGAGAAAGUGUUGAUGGCCGUGAUACACAAAAAGAUUUUAGAAAGAUUUGUGUUGAUGUUGAAACACGUGCUAUUGUAUUGCUCGAUGACCGCUCAGAUGUUUGGGACAGUUCUUUAGAAAGCCAAGUUGUUAAAGCCCAGACUUAUGAAUAUUUUGAGCAACGAAAAGACGCUUUAAAGUCUCACUACCCCCCCUUGUCUUCUGGAGCCAACUCAAUUUCAGCAAAUUCAAGUGCUCCCGGUGAUAUUCUUUCUGCUGCAUUAUCUUCAUUGUCAAAUGCUAGCGGAGGCAAUAGCAUUGCAGACUAUGAUCGCCACUUGGACUACCUAAUUCGAGUAUUUAAGGAGCUUCACACAAGGUUCUUUCAAAAUCCCGAGACUGCGAGCGUUGGAGAGAUUUUAAAGAAGAUGAGGAGUGAAAUACUUGAGAACUGCACAAUUUGUUUUACUGGAUUUCUAAAGGCUGAUGAAAAGCCUAUUGUUAAAGGUCUACCUUCUAAUUGGGGAGACUCCCAAGCUGAUGCAGAGUCCGCAGCUAUAAGAUUAGGUGCUAGCAUUGAGGAGAAUUUGGAGCCUUUAGCUACACAUCUAGUUGUUCAAAAGACGAAUACCGCCAAGUUUCACCAGGCUAAAAAUAAUCCAAAUGUUAAAAUUGUUCAUACACUCUGGUUAUGGGCAUGUGAUGGACAAUGGCAACAUGUCUCAGAGGAUCUUUUUGAAGGGGAAUCUCUGUCCGAUAAGUUUAACCAAUCAACAGUUUUAAGGCCUUGGAAUGUGCACUGGGAAAUCCUUGCUCAAAAAGAGGGUAAAACUGGGAUUCAUUCCUUAAAGUUUAGGCUUACAUCCGAACCUAGUUCAAACACUAAUAUAAAGGAGUAUCAACAUCCUGCUGCAUGGAGACAGAGCUGUGGAGCUCGUAUUUGGUCUCCACGUGAAGUAGUUACGUGGUCAUGCCUAUACAACAGAGCAAUCAGUACAAUCCCAAUGUCAUUUAUGUUUAAUGUAGAUGGAGGGGAGAAAGCAGUCAUGUUUAAUAGGUUUGGAGGGGGGGUAUCUCCAAGGCCAAUUUCAGAAGGAACCCAUUUCUUUCUCCCGUGGUUCCAGAUACCUUUUAUAUAUGAUGUUAGAGUUAAACCAAAAGUAAUUAACACCACAACUGGAACCAAGGAUUUACAGAUGGUUAAUCUUUCUCUCCGACUCCUAUUUAGGCCAAGUACUGAGUUUCUUCCGAGGUUACAUCAGAAUUUGGGUCCAGAAUACGAUGACAAGGUACUUCCCUCAAUAGGGAAUGAGAUUCUUAAGGCUGUGGUUGCAAAGUAUGAUGCAGAGAGCCUCCUUACUCAGAGAGAAAAGGUAAGCAGAGAAAUUAGGGAGUCAAUCAUGCAAAGGACAAAACAGUUUGACAUAAUUAUGGAGGAUGUGGCAAUUACCCACCUAACCUACGGAAAGGAGUUUGAAAAGGCAAUAGAAGAGAAGCAGGUUGCACAACAAGAUGCCGAGAGAGUAAAGUUCAUAGUACAAAAGGCCGAAUAUGAGAAACAGGCUGCAAUAAUCAGAGCCUCUGGAGAGGCACAAGCAGCAGAGAUGAUUUCAAAAGCUGUUUCUGACUCGGGGUGGGGGAUUGUAGAUGUAAGGAGGCUAGACGGAGCUAGGGACAUUGUUGAGAAUCUUGGCAAGUCCGAGAAAGUGACUUUUAUCCAGGGGGACCAACAACAUUUGCAUUUGAAACUCUAG